Messenger RNA from Heteronotia binoei (common prickly gecko), 1809 nucleotides. Its product is annotated as vomeronasal type-2 receptor 26-like. NCBI's taxonomy places the organism in Eukaryota, Metazoa, Chordata, Lepidosauria, Squamata, Gekkonidae. The record is from RefSeq and is a predicted model, not a curated record. Gene Ontology annotation, cellular component: membrane. Bases 1 to 1809 code for a protein of 602 amino acids. The transcript is spliced from 3 exons. Gene Ontology annotation, biological process: G protein-coupled receptor signaling pathway. Gene Ontology annotation, molecular function: G protein-coupled receptor activity.
AUGGGGAUUAUUCGGUUACUUCAGUAUUUUAGAUGGACAUGGGUCGGUCUUUUUGCUGUGGAUGAUGAGAGUGGAGAACAUUUCAUGCAGGCCCUACAAGUGUUGUUACUCAAGAAUAAAAUGUGCCUUGCCUUCACAGAAAGAAUUCCAAACCAGAGCGACUGGGAUAUCUUUGGUGCCAUUAUGGAUUUAGCCUCAAAGAUUCAUCUGCCUUUCAUACAGAGCAAAGCUAAUACAUUUAUUCUGUAUGGAGAAACGAAGACCAUUUCGAGGCUGAUUGCUCUGAUGUUUAUGGGGGACAUCAACUAUAAGGAAAAUAUAUCAUAUAGAAAAGUGUGGAUUAUCACAAGCCAGGUUGAUUUUGCUUUAACAGGCAGCCAAAGGGCUUGGGAUUUUGACUUCUUCCAUGGAGCUAUUUGUUUCACAAUCCACUCAAAUAAACUUCUAGCAUUCCAGAAAUUUCUUCACACUGUAAAACCAUCUUGGACAAAAGGAGAUGGUUUUCUCAAGGACUUUUGGGAACAAGCCUUUGACUGUACAUUUCCUAAUCAGCAAGAGCUGAUGAAAGUUGAUGGCACAUGUACUGGGGAAGAGAAGUUGGAAGAUCUCCCUGGGUCUCUUUUUGAAAUGUACAUGACUGGCCAUAGUUACAGUAUCUAUAAUGCUGUCUAUGCCAUAGCACAUGCUUUGCAUAUUGCAUCGUCGUCUAGAAUGAAUCAAAGAACAAUGGUGGGGAGCCAAAGGGUUCAGUUUCAGCAACUCCAGCCUUGGCAGGUUUUGCCAGUUUCACUGUGUAAUGACUACUGCUUCCCAGGUUCUCACAAGCAAAAGAAGGAAGGGGAGAAUUUUUGUUGCUACAGUUGCGUUCCAUGUCCUGCAGGAAAGGUUUCAAAUCAGAAAGACAUGGAUGCCUGCUUUCAAUGCACAAAAGAUCACUAUCCAAGUAAGGGCCAUCAAUGUAUUCCUAAAGUUAUAAACUUUCUGUCAUAUGAAGAACCUUUAGGGAUUGCUUUAGUUUCACUUGCUGUUUCAUUUUUGCUCCUCACAGUCUUGGUGCUAAGCAUUUUUAUUAAACACAGAGGUACUCCCAUCGUCAAAGCCAACAACCGGGAUGUUACCUAUGCUCUCCUCUUCUCUAUCCUUCUUUGCUUCCUCUGUUGUUUCCUCUUCAUUGGAAGACCAAUAAAGUUGACUUGCUCCCUCCAACAACCUGCUUUUGGCAUCAUCUUCUCUGUGGCUGUUUCUUGUGUCUUGGCCAAAACCAUCACUGUGGUUUUAGCAUUCAUGGCCACUAAACCAGGCUCCAGCAUGAGGAAAUGGGUGAGGAAGCGUCUGACCAACCUUAUUGUCCUUUCCUGCUCCAUGAUUCAAAUCUGUAUUUGUACAGUGUGGCUAGGAACCACUCCUCCAUUCCCAGACUGGGACGCACUGUCAAUGGAUGAAGAGAUUAUAGCAGAAUGUAAUGCAGGGUCUGUCCUCAUGUUCUACAUUGUCCUGGGCUACAUGGGACUUUUGUCCCUCAUCAGCUUGAUUGUGGCAUUCCUUGCCAGGAAGCUACCAGACAGUUUUAAUGAAGCCAAGUUUAUCACCUUCAGCAUGUUGAUCUUUUGUAAUGUUUGGUUGACAUUUAUUCCAACCUACCUGAGCACCAAAGGGAAAUACAUGGUAGCUGUGGAGAUCUUCUCCAUCUUAGCCUCCACUGCUAGUUUACUGGGAUGUAUAUUUACCCCAAAAUGCUACAUUAUUCUAGUGAGACGUGAAUUAAACAACAGGGAACAGCUGAUGGGGAAAAAGAAACGUAUUAUUUAG